AUGGCUUCAAAGUUUCUUAGAGAAUAUAAGCUAGUUGUUGUCGGUGGUGGUGGUGUCGGAAAGUCUUGUUUGACCAUUCAAUUGAUUCAGAGUCACUUCGUGGACGAAUAUGAUCCGACGAUUGAGGAUUCGUACCGCAAGCAGUGCGUCAUUGACGAUGAGGUCGCUUUGUUGGAUGUUCUAGAUACUGCCGGCCAGGAGGAAUAUUCGGCGAUGCGCGAACAAUACAUGCGGACCGGCGAAGGCUUCCUUCUCGUCUACUCGAUAACGUCGCGUCAGUCAUUUGAAGAAAUCAUGACGUUCCAACAGCAGAUCCUGCGAGUCAAGGACAAGGACUACUUCCCCAUCAUCGUCGUCGGAAACAAGUGCGAUUUGGAGAAGGAGAGGGCUGUCACAGAAGAAGAGGGCGAGGCGCUAGCACGGCAGUUCGGCUGCAAAUUCAUCGAAACCUCCGCCAAGUCUCGCAUCAACGUUGAGAACGCUUUCUACGACCUCGUGCGCGAGAUCCGUCGGUACAACAAGGAGAUGUCCUCAUACCCGUCCGGGGCGGGCGGCUUCGGCUCCCGCGCCCCCGAGGGCAAGAUGGACGUCAGCGAGCCUGGCGAGAGUGAAGGGUGCUGUAAAUGUAUUAUAAUGUAA
Messenger RNA from Aspergillus brunneoviolaceus CBS 621.78, 639 nucleotides. Its product is annotated as Ras family protein. Gene Ontology annotation, cellular component: plasma membrane. The coding region runs from base 1 to 639 and encodes 212 amino acids. The transcript has 4 exons. Gene Ontology annotation, molecular function: GDP binding; GTP binding; GTPase activity. The record is from RefSeq and is a predicted model, not a curated record. NCBI's taxonomy places the organism in Eukaryota, Fungi, Ascomycota, Eurotiomycetes, Eurotiales, Aspergillaceae. Gene Ontology annotation, biological process: signal transduction.